AUGGGCAACGCCGAGUCCGGCAACCAGCCGCCGCAGCUGCGGCUGCGCGGUGGCGCCACGUCAGCAUUGGACCCGGAGAGAGGGCGGAUUCCCUCUCCGGAGGUCCCUGCCGCUGCUUCUCAGCCAGGGCGUGGGCAUGAGACAGAUGAGGAAAGCAGCCCUGAGGUGGAUAUCAUCGGCUCCACAGAGGUGGAGUCAGGGGGCAGCAAAGGGAAAGAUGAUGAGGACACCGGGGCAUCUCAACCUCUAGAGGAGAUGCCAAACGGCAGCGGAAGGGACCACGAUGCAGUGCAUCCCUCCAUAUCACUGAGGGGCGGCGACACAGCAUCGGAGACCGAUGCAGAAACGGGGGACGGCCCCUCGGGUGCGGCCCCCAGCAGCGAGUUGCAGGCGGCAAAGCAGAGCCGCGGGCACAGCUGGGAGGCCGCUGCAGUGCAGCAAAUGAGCGAGGGAGGGAACGUUGCAGAGGAACGGCAGGAUGAGUCGUCGGACUCGCAGGACAGCGGCGGGCCGUCCCCGUUCAUGCGCGUGACAGGCGCUUACUCACCGCGCGCGGCCGCCGCUGAGCUGGCGGCUGAGCUGGCGGUGAUGUCAACCGCUCCCUGCCAGGAACCUGCACCCCCCUCCCGCGCUGAGGGGCCCGAUCAGUCUCCCUUCACCACAGCAGAUGCCCAAAGCCGCGAAGCAGAAAGGCUGCAGUCCGCCACGGCAGAUGAUCCAGGGGAGUCGCAGCCUCCCGCAGCAGAAGGGACAGCAGAGGGGGAUGCCGGCGCGGAAGGAGGCAUGCAGUCAGGGGGUGAGAUGGAGGAGGAGGGUGGCAUGGGGGACUGGGGAAUACCCUCCGAUGUGGUCCGGGGUGAACCCUACGUCAGCGAGGGAGAUGAUGAAAUUGCGGACGAUGACGGGCAGAGCUACGGGGUGCCCCAGUGGCCGUCGGAGGGUGAGGAAUCCGAUGGGAGCGAGGGUGGAUUAUCCGAACAGGCGGACGAUCCGGCGGAUGCGGACUACGAGGCUGGGGUGGAUCGUCCGGGGCCCAGCCAAGAAAUGGUGAGGGGGGAUGAUGCGUCAGACCUGCAGCCGCAGCAACAGCUGGCGCUCUACAAGGGAGCGGUCGGUGGGCUGAGUGCGCAUGAACGGAUGCGCGAUCUGCUGAGGGAUGUUUUGGACGCACUGAACAAGCGCGUACCCAGGCAGAAGCGCUUCAUCUUCACGGAGCGGGUGAAUCAGGUGAUUGUGCCCGAUUACGGCAACCACGUCGAAGCCAAGGACGAGGUCUGGCUCAGCCUGAUCCGCAAGCGCGUGCGCGAAGGCGCGCACAAGUCCCUGGCAUCUCUGCUCAAGGACUUUGAGCAGCUGGCCGCAAAUGCUCGGGCCUACAAUACCCCCGGCCACGGCAGACUGGGCUCCCCAUUUUUGAUAGACGACGCUGAGGAGAUCCUGCGAGUAGUCAAGGAGGAGGGCGACCUGCGUGCUGCGCAAUUUGCUGAGCUGGACCCUCUAGUGGCCGAAGAGGCAGUGCGUGGCGUCAACCUGGAGGCGCCGCGGCCGGUGCAGCAUCGCGCGGGGGCGGUGGUGCUGCCGGCGGGCUUCAGCGUGCGCGAGAUUGUGUCGGCCGCCAAACCACGAGGCUACAUUGAGGAGGACUGGCUGGACUGGGGACAGCAGAGCGGUGAGAGCGAGGAGGAGUACUACCUCCGCGUAAGAGACACCUUUCACUUCCGGCGCAGCGAAAUGCCAAAGGGCAGCGUCGCCCGCGUGCAUGUCACCGGCCAAUCCCGAAGCCAGCGCCCAGGCCAGAGCACCGGAUCUGGCAGCUCGCGCAGUAGCGUGCCCAUGCAGCGUCCCCCGAGGACAUGGAACGCCGACGCAGACCACCCCGCCCGCACCGCCACCCUCGCCAAAAUCCGGGAUAGUGUGGCGCGGAUGAAGGAGGCGUUCCCAGGACGCAGCUACGCGCCAGAGGCAGAGCUGGAGCACAGCCUGUACUGCGCCGCUGGAUCGGAGGCGGAUUACAGCCGCGCAGAAGACUUCGAUGAGCGCCUGCAGAGGGCGAUCGGCCUGGCCCGUCGCCGCAGCCAUACCCAGGGAGGAGCAGCGUCAACGCCACUGUCGCCGACGUCAGCCCACCGCAGCAUGGCGACCAACUGCGACAUGCUCCUCUCAGCCGCCAACCUUGUGGAUGAGAGCGAGCAAGCAGACCCCAGUCCCCCCGGCGAACGUCCUGCAGCUUUCAGCCAUGAGCCCCAAACCCAGCAGGGCCCUGCAGAGGGCUUCUCAGUGCAAGCCACAAGCGGAGGACCCCCUGCUCAGAACGGGGGGUGGCAGGGGUCCGGCAUUGCCAUUGGGAUUCCCGUAGCCGGUAGCGUUCCAGGGGGGCCCCCGGCCACCGCAGCCCGGCAGGUCCCCCCUGCUGGGGCCCCGGAUGCGCAGGGCUCCCUCGCGGUGGCCACCGCGGGAUUCCCUGGCCCGGCAGCAGCCGCCGGCCCUGUCAGGCCGCCGUCAGCCGGCCCCUAUGGAAUGGAGCAUUUGCAGGGACUGCUGCUCCCACUCAGGCGUUCGCAGGUGCCGCCGGCAAAUGGCACCCCCACGCUGAGCCCCCCCGGAGGGGGCCCCCAUUUCCCCGGGGUAAUCACCUCCAUUCCGGUGGCAGGUGGUAUCCCCGCGCCGGGCGCGUUCUCCCCGCCGCCCACCAGCUCAUCCGCUCAGAAGCCUCUGUCCUUGGCCCAGGCGGCCGUCAGCCGCCACCCGGCAACGCCGUCCGUUCCGAUUGUGAACGGCGGCAUGGGAUCACAGGCAGCCCAGCAGCAGAAGGAGCCGGCAGCUCCGCAGGCAAGAGCGAGUGGCGAGUCCAGUCAGCGUCCGCGCAUCAACUACUUCCUGUCCUCAAACACGGGGCAGCCGGCGCAGCAGCCGCCAGCACUGCAGCAGUCGGCAGCCCCCAGGCCAGCUUUGCAUUCGGGUGUUGAGGGGGUUGACAAGGCCCAGGGCCAGUCAGGAGAGGAGAGCCAGGCUGCAGCGAGCAGCACACCUCCCAGCACGGUCUCUGUAGUGCGCGCAACCCAGAAUGCAGCCUUUGCACAGCUGCAGCUGACCAGGCCGUCGCUAAUGCGGCCACUGUCUGCUCAGCCUGUUCAGGCAGCCGCAGGAGACUUGCCUUCUCGUGCAAGCUUCUCCGGGACGGCGCCGCAGCCGCCGGCGCGGCAGGGGUCCGCAGCGACCGUAACAACGGGCGCACGUCUGGGAUCCGUAGGGACUGCAGUGCGGCAGGAGUCCGUAACGGCGGUUCCUGCAGCGCAGCCGUCUGCGGCUUCGUACCCCUGGAGCUUGCCUCCUCAAGGGUCGCUAAACAAGGCACAGGCUUCUGGGCAGCUGCCUGCGCGGAUCGGCCCCGGCUUCUCAACUUCCCGAGCACCGAAUGACAUGGCACGGGCUAGCACGCAGCCCCUACAGCAGCCGCAGGCGUCCGCACCUACACCAGUGGGCAUGCCACCACAGGGGCUGCACCAGGUGAUGGGUAAUGAGCCUCUAGGUGGACAUGGGCAGGACAAGCUGCAAGAUCUUUGGGCGUGUGUACAUCCACUUCUGCUGCCGCAAGAGCUCAUGCGCUUCAAGGCCCACUUUGAUGCGUACCAGGGCCUGGCUGCAGAGGAGCGGCGCAAUUGGGGGUUGGAUCUUCACGCGAUGAUUGGAUCGGAGAGGUCCAGAAAGAUUGUUGAGCUCUAUGAUUCGCAGCAGAGAUCAGCGUCUGGGGGGCUGCAGGGCUCAGCAGCUCAGCAUUCCCUUGGGAUGCUGACUGGACAGCCCACGUCCAACACCCCUGCACCCCUCACAGUCAACACAGCGCGGGCCCCUAAUCAGGCGGCGUCUUUGGUGGGCAGCCCCCUUGCAGCAGCCAGGGCAGGCUUGCAGCAGUCACCCCGGGCAGUUCCAUAUUUCCCUACCAGGUCCCCGAGACAAGAAGCGCGCGCAACCCCGGCUAUUGGCCCAUCGCCCCUUGGCAACCCACUUCAUAUCCCCCCUGCAGCCAUGCUCCUGGGGAACCCUGUGAGCUCUCAGCACCCUUUGCAGCAGUACACGCAGGGGGCACAGAUAGCUGCAGCCAAGGUGAAGGCGUCCAUGAGCUGCCUGAGUGAAGCCCUGGACGCCAUGCAGAGCAUCGAGGCAGACAACGCGCGGCUGCAGGCAGCUACUGCGCAGCUGGCGGCGGCGCUGCAGGAAACCGAGGCGCGCCGCAUGCAUGCGGAGUCGGUCAUGGUGCGGCAGGCAGCGGAGCUACAGGCUGCAGCCCGGGAGCAUGCAGCUGUGCUUGAGAUGGCGCGCAAGGAAAGAGCGGCGCUGUCUUUCCAGCUGGCCCAAGCACGCAAUGCGAAUGCGAGUCUGGAGGCGCGGCUUUGCAAGCAAGCGGCGGCCGGGGCAGUGGCAGCAGGAUCUCCCUCUGCGCAGCCUGCUGAGCACGCUGUGCGCUCCCCAAGCAGCUCACCAACAGCCGCUGUGGCAGCAGCUACUGCAAAGCUGCCGCCAGCGCCGGCCGCCAUGUCAGCGCUGGCUGCCGUGUCAGCGCCAUCUGGCAGCCUGCCAAUUCAGGCGGCUGCAGCGCUGAAUGACGAGGACGUGUCUCGGGCGAUAGCAGCAGCACUGAAGGGGUGUCAGCGCCAGCUUGGCAGCCAGGAUGGCGCACGUGUGGCACUCAUGUCAGCAGUUCCUGGGCUGAAGACUGAGGAGCCAGCAGCGAGUGGGGAUGCUGAACCGCCUGGACAGAAGAGGAAGGCCAGUCAAGAGAGGGAUCUCUCGAGCCCCAAGCGCAUCAGGGGAGCUGGCAGGGGAGAUAUCACAGGGGGGAUGGGGGGUCUCGAGGGGAGAUACAGCGAGGAUGGAAGCCAGAGGAAGGUGGCGGCACCUGCGGCGGAGGUCAUUGAUCUGAGCGACUCGCCAGAGGGGCCCGGGGUCUCUAGAGGAAACGAAGGGGCUGCGCAGUGA
Coccomyxa subellipsoidea C-169 is the source of this 4977-nucleotide messenger RNA. RefSeq lists its product as hypothetical. Gene Ontology annotation, molecular function: protein binding. The record is from RefSeq and is a predicted model, not a curated record. The coding region runs from base 1 to 4977 and encodes 1658 amino acids. NCBI's taxonomy places the organism in Eukaryota, Viridiplantae, Chlorophyta, Trebouxiophyceae, Coccomyxaceae. The transcript has 23 exons.